This is a messenger RNA of Naegleria lovaniensis, 507 nucleotides long. RefSeq lists its product as uncharacterized. The record is from RefSeq and is a predicted model, not a curated record. Bases 1 to 507 code for a protein of 168 amino acids. Lineage: Eukaryota; Heterolobosea; Eutetramitea; Acrasida; Naegleriidae. The transcript has a single exon.
AUGGAACCGUCGAGCCCACAAGGCACCACCACUCUUGACAAUGCACCUGAAUCCAACAACACUCUUGUGAUCUGUGACCAGAAUCAUGUCCAAGACAACAUGACCGAAGAAAUUCCCAAGUUGAAUACCAUCCUAAAUUCCAACUUGAGUGUUCAUGACUCGAUUGAUCCGCCACCACACACCCAACAAGAUUCAUCAGCAUUAGGAGUGAAUAACAAUCCUUCCAAUCCAUUGUUCAAUGAUGAUCAACUGUCGAGAUUUUCCAAAUUGAAACAAGUAUACACUUCCUCUCGAUCGCUUUGGUUGAUUCAUUCAAUUUCACUGUUCUAUGUUUUGUAUAGUUGCAUGACAGUAUAUCUUUCAUUGAACCAAAUUUAUAAUGUUUCUGCCAAUUAUCAACAUGAAUGGGUAAAAACCAAUGAUUUUCCUUCGAAAAUUGUUGGAGAAGGAAUUUAUACCUCGGUCAAGAAUUUUAAUCAACCAAAACUGGAAAUUUCUGAACCUUGA